CUGUUUCACUGUUACAGAGAUGGUAAUAGUGUGGACUCUGAACUGAAUCUUAUUUCUUUGUAUCCGGAAGUGAAGGAUAUACUACAAUCUAUGUCAAAACACUUCCUACUAGCAGUGGCUUCCAGAGUGGAAGAUAUUACUGUGGCAUAUCAGUUGCUGAGCUUUUGUCAAAUUAGUUCAUACUUUCCUUUGAAGGAAAUCUAUCCCACUUCUAAAUCAAUUCAUUUAAAAAGGUUACAAGCAAGAAGUGGACAUCAUGCACAUGAAAUGUUGUUCUUUGAUGAUGACAAAAGAAACAUCAGAGAUUCUAAAAAUAUUGGAGUACAAGCAGUUCAAGUGUUGAAUGGUCUAUCAUGGCAUGUUGUCAUUGAAGGCCUUUCACUGUUUUCCCAGUCUCAAUCUAGUAUAUAAAAUAGGCAUAUAUCUACAGGAAGAGCAAGCCAUAUGAUCCAAAGGCAACAAAAUCAACUUCCUUGUCUCUCAAAAGCAUUUCUGAAGG
Molecule: messenger RNA, 499 nt
Organism: Homalodisca vitripennis (glassy-winged sharpshooter)
Lineage: Eukaryota; Metazoa; Arthropoda; Insecta; Hemiptera; Cicadellidae
Product: magnesium-dependent phosphatase 1-like
Exons: 2
Coding region: 91-411 (106 amino acids)
Molecular function (GO): acid phosphatase activity
Source: RefSeq, a predicted model, not a curated record